Molecule: messenger RNA, 2176 nt
Organism: Trichomycterus rosablanca
Lineage: Eukaryota; Metazoa; Chordata; Actinopteri; Siluriformes; Trichomycteridae
Exons: 7
Coding region: 51-1658 (535 amino acids)
Source: RefSeq, a predicted model, not a curated record
UGUGCUUAUGUGUGCGGCUCAUUUAAUAUAAACUAUUAAACACUGGAGCAAUGAGUUUAACCUCAGUAAGGGUAUCAAUGUCUUCAGCCAUGUCAAGCAGGAUUAAAGACAGCUCGUGGAACAAAUCAGCUGAAGCCGUCAGUUGUAAAGUCAGUAUACGUCCAUUCAAAAGUGCCGAAGAGCUGAGCUGCCAGAAUAGUACAAGUAAUGUUAAGACUACAGCGAGGCUCUCAGUUCGGCAGGAGAAAGAAGAAGCUACAGGUUUGAUGAUCGUGUCUAGGAAAAAGCCACAAACUCUUCGGCCCUACAAACCACCCCACAAAACAAAGUGGUCAAAAGAGGUGGAGAAGGUACCAUCUCUACAGACACUAACCAGGGACCGUAACAGCUUGGUCUGUAGCAGCCUCGAAUAUGACACCUCUCACUGGUGCUUCAGCUCAUUAGAAGCGGAUGAACCAUUUAAAGUACCCGAGCCUGAUGGAAUCAUGAAUUCUCAGCAAUGUCAAGAGGGAUUUGAGAAGAUCAGAACCAGUACACCACACAAAAAUAGAAUUAGAGAUUCUAAACAAGAGUUUCCUGAAGAUCAGUUACCUGCAUUUGAAAAGGAACUUCACUCGGAACCUGUUUCUCUGAGCUUCGAUGAUGAGCUGGUGAAGAAAGACGUGAAAGUUCUCACUCUUCGAGCUGCAUCUGUUUAUAAAGGCUUACCGAUAGUGAGCGAAACAUACCCUGUAGUGUUCACAACUACAACUACACAGCAUCAACAUAAGCCCUUGAAAAGUCCUGGUUUCCACACUCUAAGCUUCCCAGAACAGGAACCUGCAUGCAAAAAAGGCCACAUGAACUCAGCCAACAUCCACAGAACCAAACCCGUAGAGACCUUGGACAUUUCGAGCCCAAAAAAGAUAAAAAGCCGUCACCCUCACAGGUUUUACCAACAAUCUGGGCUUAAACUAAACCAAAACAGGGGUUGUCGGGUGAGCAUGUGUGUGCUCUCAGCAAAUGGGAUGGUGAUCAGGUUUCCAGAAAUGGGACGACCUUCUUUCCCUAAUAAUGACAUAGAUUUGAAGGGAGUGUCGUCACCCACCUAUAAAAUAUCUCCAAAGUUUCUGGUCACACCUAAAAGGAAACAUUUUUCUACUUCUGCUGGUCUUGUAAUUCAUGGCAAAAAAGCCAGUGCAACGUUUGUCCCAGGAAGAAUCCUUCCAGGUUACAGUAAACCAGUGCAGGAUACACAGAGGAGAGGGUUGAGUAGCAGUGAACCCACUACAACCCAGCAAAAGCAAAGAAGCACAGGCACAAGCACUGCUCCUGAAACUAGGACUGAUUUUCUGAAACUGAUUUCAAAACUAGUGAAGCACAGUCAAAACUAUGUGAGCAGCUCAAUCACAAACAAACAGAUAAAGAUCAGUGAUGCACCAGAGCUGUCCAAAUAUGUAAUCGAAAACACAGACUGCGGUGUUACUGGUGUGAAUGGAAUAAACCUUUCUAGAUCUGCCAGCAGUGCAGACGCUACAUCUCUAACAAAGGAGACUGUGCCAACAGGUUGUAUUUCUGAAUACUCCGACACAUCAGAUUUACCUAUUAGCACUGAGAAUUCUCUCAGAUUUGGCUCUUCCUUACAGCAGCCACAACCAAUAUUCAUUCCAACUGCUUAACAUUGAAAUUAAAGGGUGUUUUAUUUCGACUGCCCCUGUAUUUUUAAGGUUGCCAGAGCAGAUGAUUCUGGUCAACAUAACUAACUUGGCCCAGGAAAUGAAAAGAACAGAGGAGAGUACAAAGUACAAGUCAGAUUCAGACCCUUUAAGGUUAAUUGUGUUACUAUUAAAUGUUCUUGGGACCUGAAGUUAUUAUAAAAAUAAUAAUAAUAAUAAUAAUAUGUCAAUAAUAAUAAUUAUGUAAACAAAAUGCUUCUGAAAAAGUAUAAAUUAGAAUAAAAACAAAUAAGUAAUAUUAACAGAAGAGUACACUGGUGGUUCUUUUGCUGUUUAUAGCCUGUUUUCCUCAAACGUCUGUUCCAACUAGUUUCAGCUUCUGAAGAGCGAGUUUUAGACAGGCUUUAGAUGGAUAGUUUUGCUGGACAUGGCACUUUGAUCGCCAAACCAUAACACUGUUUCACACAGACUGCUAACCCUGUUUGUAGCAAGCUGAUCUCAGCAAUCCAAGUAAAAAUGUU